UACUCGCUUUGAAUUGCUGUCGUAGAUGUCGCGCCAUGAGUUGGCUAGCUCGGUGCGGUCUUGUCGCCGGAGUGCAAGAAUCGGGGAGGGGACCUUCUUCGUCUUCUUGGACUUCCGGCGGGGCUGGUUGCCUGGAUGCCAUUUUCUUGGAUAGUUUUUAGUUGGCUUCUUGCAGGAUUUUCUCCCGGAAUUGUUGCCGCCGUCUUGACGGUUUCUUGGUCGGGAGCAGGUUUUCUUUGCCGGCGGCAUGGACUGGGCAGCGGCUUCCGGUUCCGGGGCGCCGUCGUGGGGCUCGGCGGCGGCGGACCCCGGCCCGACCAUGCUGUCCUUCGCCGGGCCGUCGUCGUCCUCCUCCUCAUCCGCCGCCGCCGCCGAGGCGCGGCUUCAUGAUUUUGCCGCCGGCCUCGCCCAGCGCGCGCGGCCGGCGGGGGCGGCGGGAGCAGGGAGGAGGUCCCGCUCGGCCGGCGGCGGCACGGAGGCCUGCUCCGUCGACGGCUGCCGGUCCGACCUCAGCCGGUGCCGCGAGUACCACCGGCGGCACAGGGUCUGCGAGGCGCACUCCAAGACGCCGGUGGUGGUCGUCGGCGGCCAGGAGCAGCGCUUCUGCCAGCAAUGCAGCCGGUUUCACAUGCUGUCGGAGUUUGAUGAGGGGAAAAGAAGUUGCCGGAAACGUUUAGAUGGCCAUAAUAGGCGUCGAAGAAAGCCACAGCAUGACCUGGCAAAUCUUGGAGGUUUCUUUCCAUACCAUCAAGUUAAUCAAUUUGAAAUAUAUCCACGAACAAUUCCGACAGCCCUCCAGGAUUCUGACGACAUGAGCUUGGUCGAUCCUCAGCCACCCUUCUCCAUAUCAUUCUCAAGAACACCAAAGCAGUUCCCUUUCCCACAUGAUGGUGGCAGCUUGCUCAGCGCAUCCCGCCACGGUCAUUUUUUGGUUCAGGAUGGCAACCACACUGGAAGCAGUGCAUGCAGCCACGAUCUCUCUGGCACGCUGGGCCCCGAGUGUGCUCUCUCUCUUCUGUCAUCGUCGUUGCAUCAUCCCUCCCCGUCCGGCCACGCUCAGGUCGCCUCUGCACUGUCUCACAUCGCUUCCACGUCGCAGCAGGUUGCAGCGACAGCUGUGACCACUGCGUUCGCAUCCGGUGGCGGCCACCAUGUGUUUGUUCCUGAUGCUGCGCUCGAGGAUCCUUCGCAGGCGCUGCCAUUCCCUUGGCAGUAGUAAAAAUUUCUUGUGUUUUCGUGUUGCUGCUGAGUUCCUAAUUGCUGGCAGUGGUGAUGGCUGGGACUUGGGGAGGUGUUUGUGCCAUAGUCACAAAGUUCCUGGGUCGACCGGGUCGAGGAACAGGAUCGAGGGUCGAGGGUCGUCACUUUAUAAAAUUGUGGUACGAAGGGGGUAUACCUCUAUGGAACGAUAAAUUAUUAUGUGGAACGCGAUUCUGAUUCAUCCGGAUCGA
Molecule: messenger RNA, 1451 nt
Organism: Panicum virgatum (switchgrass)
Lineage: Eukaryota; Viridiplantae; Streptophyta; Magnoliopsida; Poales; Poaceae
Product: putative squamosa promoter-binding-like protein 19
Exons: 3
Coding region: 248-1216 (322 amino acids)
Cellular component (GO): nucleus
Molecular function (GO): DNA binding
Source: RefSeq, a predicted model, not a curated record